Rhinocladiella mackenziei CBS 650.93 is the source of this 315-nucleotide messenger RNA. RefSeq lists its product as uncharacterized. NCBI's taxonomy places the organism in Eukaryota, Fungi, Ascomycota, Eurotiomycetes, Chaetothyriales, Herpotrichiellaceae. The coding region runs from base 1 to 315 and encodes 104 amino acids. The transcript has 2 exons. The record is from RefSeq and is a predicted model, not a curated record. Gene Ontology annotation, biological process: mitochondrial electron transport, ubiquinol to cytochrome c.
AUGGCGAUAUCUCAAGAAACUUUCCAAUCCUCCGGUCGCACACCUCUGCGAGAAUACGGUCCCCAACCAACAUAUAGCACAUAUAAAUCACCUUACGGACCCAAACUCAAGCACGUUCCAAACUUCUGGGGCCUGACGCUCGGCAAGACGAUUCGUUACGGAUACCUAGCCUCAGGCUUCGGCGUGGCCACGGGGGUUUUUGCACUAUUUUUCUUCGGCGAGGUGCCCAGGGUGCGCAAGGAUAUUUUGUCCAAGAUCCCCGUCAUUGGCGAUUACUGGGUCAGGGAGGUUUCACCGGAGGAUAAUCCGUUCUAA